UAUCACACCAGAUACACUAAAACCUCAUUGUCACUGUUUCCGCAGUAAAAACCCUUAUUUUCUCCUCUUUGUUCCGUCAUUGUCAGAAAUGGCAGCGAAACCAGGCAAAGGCAGGGGCAGAAGAAAAGCUACACGUAACAACAAUAACAACAACAAUGCCGCUUCCGAGAACACCGCAAUCGUUCAUGAAACGCAAAAUGCAGCGGAGACCAAAAGAAAACAAGGUGAUCCUCAGGGUUAUCUUUCUUUCAUCAGAACGAUAACAGGGGAAAAGAUUGAAAUUCGGCUGACUGAAGAGGACACUGUCAUGGACGUAAAACAGUUCCUUCUUGAGUCUAAGGAAGCGUGUUACGUCACGUGCUAUGACUUGUUGUUGCGCGAGAAGGAUGGCGGCGUUCACCACCUCCAUGAUUACAAUGUAUUUUCGGAGGUGUCUGAUAUUUCCAAGGGCGGUUUUUCCUUGGAAAUGGUUCCAGCAUUUUAUGAUGAAAGGUCCAUAAGGGUUCAUGUUCGGCAUACUAAAGAGUUGCUUUCCCUUUCUAACCUCAAUGCUCCCUUUUCCACCUCACCUGCCCCGCAGAAUGAGAAAGAACAAAAUAAAGAACCGAAUUCAGGAGAUACAUUGAAAAAUGAGGUUCCAGAGCUUCCCGGGCUUGGUUAUAUGGCGGAUGUCUCUGGUUUAUUGAGUAAUGUGCCACCAUCCCCACUGGAGGAUGUUAAGUGUGUGGAGAGCAUAUUGUUUUCGGCCUUCAAUCCUCCCCCAAGAUAUAGAAGGCUAGUUGGAGAUUUGCUUUAUUUGGAUGUGACAACUCUGGAGGGUAAUGCGUUUUGUAUAACGGGAAGUACUAGGAUGUUUUAUGUUAACUCAUGCACUGCAGAGACUUUUGACCCAAGGCCAAGCAAAACUACUAUUGAAGCAACAACUCUUGCUGCCCUCUUGCAAAAGAUUAGCCCCAUGUUCCAAAAAGCUUUCUGUGAAAUUUUGGAGCAGAAAGCUGCUGUACAUUGUUUUGAAAAUGUGCAGCCUGUGUUGAUGCCUAAUUCGUGGCUUGGAUCAUACCCAGUUCCUGACCACAGACGCAAUUCAGACAGGGCUGAGAAUUCCUUGAGUCUUCUAUAUGGAAGUGAGCCUCUUGGCAUGCCAAGAGAGUGGAAUGAAGAGUUGCAAACAUGUCGAGAAUUGCCCCGUACAACUCCACUGGAGAGACUUAUGCGGGAUAGGGCACUUUAUAGAGUGACAUCAGACUUUGUUGAUGCAGCAAUAAGUGGUGCUGUUGGAGUGAUUAAUGGCUGCAUUCCUCCAAUAAACUCAACUGACCCAGAACAUUUAUUCAUGUUCCUGCACAACAAUAUAUUUUUUAGUGUUGCUGUUGAUACUGACCUUCAGAAGCUGUCAAAGAAAUCUACAGAUGCUAAUUCUAAAAAAUCUUCUGCUGUCCAAGUUCCCAAUGGGGUGGAUAAUUCUGAAAAAUCUUCUGCUGUUCAUGUUCCCAAUGGAGUGGCUAAUGAUGGUUCAAGUUCAGAAGAUAGUAUCAAUGACAUGGAAGUUGUUCAAGAUAUUCAUCCUGAAGCUGGGCAGGUUGAGACUGAUGUGGCCACAUAUGCUUCCGUAAAUAAUGAUUUGAAUGGCACAAAAGCUUACCAGGAAGCUGAUGUCCCAGGACUUUAUAAUCUUGUUGUGGCUAUAAUUGACUAUAGGGGUCACAGAGUAUUAGCUCAGAGUGUCUUGCCAGGCAUUCUUCAAGGGGACAGUUUGGACACUCUCGUGUAUGGCUCUCUUGACAAUGGAAAAAAAAUUGUGUGGAAUGAAGAUUUUCAUUCGAAGGUGAUGGUGGCUGCCAAAAGGCUUCAUCUGAAGGAACACUUAGUCAUUGAUGGAUCCGGAAAUAUUUCUAAAUUAGCCGUGGCAGUGGAUAGCAAGGGCAUUGUUGGCAGUGAUAAACGGCAUUAUCUUCUUGAUUUGUUGAGGGUAACUCCUCGGGAUGCAAACUAUACUGGACCUGGUUCUCAAAAUUGUAUCUUAAGAUCUGAAUUAAUUACCUUGUUUUGCAAGGCCAAAGCAGCAGAGAAAUCAAAAUCCAAGGACACUAAUUCCAAGGAGGUAGAUAACUUGGCAAAUGAUGCUAAAAUCUUUGUUGAUUCUGAUAAACCGGAUUUGAUUAAGGAAAAGAAGAGCGAGGAUGCAAAAGAACUUUUUUCUGCAUCUCCAGAAAGCUCUUAUCAUCUUGACGACAUAGUUUUUAACCCUAAUGUUUUCACUGAAUUCAAACUAGCUGGAAGUCCAGAGGAAAUAGAAGCUGAUGAAAACCAUGUGAGAGAAGCUAGCAAAUUUCUUACCGAUGUUGUGAUCCCAAAGUUUAUAGAAGAUCUAUGCACACUUAGAGUUACACCCAUGGAUGGCCAGACAUUAACAGAAGCACUCCAUGCUCAUGGAAUUAAUGUUCGCUAUAUUGGAAAAGUGGCUGAUGGAACUAGACGACUACCUCAUCUGUGGGAUCUUUGUAUAAGCGAGAUUAUUGUCAGAUCUUCUAAGCACAUUAUCAAUGAUAUAUUGAGAGACACUGAUGACCAUGACAUUGCACCAGCAAUAUCUCAUUUGUUUAACUGCCUAUUUGGAAGCUGUCAAGCUCUGGGUGAAAAAGUAAUUGUUAAUGGCUCACAGUCCAGCUCUCCUAAAAAGGAGCAUGUAGGGCAUCAGUCCCCAGGAAAGCAUUCCAGAAGGCAAGCACGGAGGAAAGGAAGGAAAUCCUUAAGAAACAGUCAACCUUUGUAUACGAGUGUUAACUCUGAAACUCUUUGGUCUAACAUUCACAAAUUUGCAGUUAUCAAAUACAAGUUUGAGUUGACUGAGGAUGAUAGGUCGUGUGUGAAGAAAAUUACUGUUUUACGUAAUCUCUGUCUAAAGGUUGGUGUUACCAUUGCAGCUCAUAAAUAUGAUCUUAAUUCAAUAACACCCUUCCAAACAUCAGAUAUCUUGGACCUCUGUCCAAUUGUCAAGCAUUCAAUUCCACUGAGUGCUGAAGCCAAGAGACUUGUGGAGACAGGAAAACUGCAAUUUGAUAAGGAAAUGAUGAAUGAAUCCCACGCUUUAUUUUCAGAGGCAUUCACAAUUCUACAACAGGUUACUGGCCCAAUGCAUCGGGAUGUUGCCACUUGUUGUCGGCAUCUUGCGAUGAUUUCGUAUCAUAAUGGAGACAUGGUUGGGGCUAUUGCUCAAACACAAAGAGAAUUAAUUAUAAAUGAACGUUGUCUUGGUCUGGAUCAUCCCGACACUGCCCACAGUUAUUGCAAUAUGGCUCUGUUCUAUCAUGGACUUAACCAAACAGAAUUUUCUCUUCAUUACAUGGCACGUGCUUUGCUCCUAUUAAAUUUGUCAUUGGGUCCUGACCAUCCUGAUAUCGCAUCAACUUUCAUCAAUGUUGCAAUGAUAUAUCAGGAUAUGAAAAAGACAAGCAUAGCUCUUCGUUACCUGCAAGAAGCUUUAAAAAAGAAUGAAAGGCUUCUUGGAAAGGAACAUAUUCAAACAGCUUUAAGUUAUCAUGCUCUUGCUAUUGCAUUUAACUCUAUAGGUGCUUUCAAUCUCUCUUUACAGCAUGAGAAGACAACAUUUGAUAUACUUGCCAAACAACUUGGUGAAGAAGAUUCAAAGACACGUGACGCAUUAAACUGGAUGAAUAGUUUUAAGCUGCGUGAACUACAGAAGAAUGUACAAAAGCAAAGAGAUCAAGUUCUGAACGAUGCAUCUACUCAGAGGGCCAUUGAUAUUUUGAAGGCACGUCCUGAGUUGAUCCAUUCAUUCCAGGCUGCCAAAGGAUCUGGAACUUCAGGUUCAUCUGCAAACAAGUCCAUCAAUGCUGCUUUAAUUGGUGAGACUCUCCCUAGGGGAAGGAAAAUUGAUGAAAGGGCUGCACGUGCAGCUGCUGGAGUCCGAAGGAAGGCUGCAGCAAAGGGUUUGUUACGCCCUCCUGGUGUACAAGCUCAAGCAGUACCUUCCCUUACACAGCUUCUCCAUUUUAUUAAUUCAGGGAUGACUCAAGAUGCUGUGGAAAAUGGACUAGCACAUCCCGUUAAAAAGGAAGACAAUGAUGAUGCAACUGAUGACCAAUCAAUGCACUUGCAAGAGCAAGUUCCAGCUGGUUUGGGAAAAGGGCUGACAUCAUUGGAUGCCAAGAAACGAAAAGCAAAAGUUGGGGUUAUCUGAAGUUUGCAUAGGAUCAUGAAUUCUUGAGUUUGUUAGAUUGACGUGAUUACGAUUUCUUUUUGAAUUUGUUGUUAGAUUGACGGAGUACUUUUUUUUCGACUUUUUAAGAGUUGAAUUUGUUAGAUUGAUCGAUGGAGUACUUUUUUCUGCUUUUCAAGAGUAGCAGCUUUCAGUAACUAGU
This is a messenger RNA of Cajanus cajan (pigeon pea), 4382 nucleotides long. Its product is annotated as clustered mitochondria protein. Gene Ontology annotation, biological process: organelle organization. Lineage: Eukaryota; Viridiplantae; Streptophyta; Magnoliopsida; Fabales; Fabaceae. The record is from RefSeq and is a predicted model, not a curated record. Gene Ontology annotation, molecular function: protein binding. Gene Ontology annotation, cellular component: cytoplasm.